Ciona intestinalis (vase tunicate) is the source of this 2755-nucleotide messenger RNA. NCBI's taxonomy places the organism in Eukaryota, Metazoa, Chordata, Ascidiacea, Phlebobranchia, Cionidae. The record is from RefSeq and is a predicted model, not a curated record.
AAAAAACGACACGUAUACUGCUUGUAUGUGAAUCUGUGAUAAACUAAACCAACCACUGCCGCUAAUUCAAUCAUGUCGGGAAGAAGAAGAGCUUUGCAACGGGAGCCUGGGUCAUCGGAUGACGAAAGCAAAGGUUCUUUCCAAAAAAGGAGGAAAGUUACUGAAUCUUCAGAAGAAAUAGAAAGAAGAUUGGAGUCCCUGAUUUGUAGAGUGGGAGAAAAAAGUUCAUCUUCCUUGGAAAGUAACCUCGAAGGUUUGGCUACUGUACUUGAAGCCGAUUUGCCAAAUUUCAAGUCGCAAAUAUUACAAAUUCUUGUUUUGUGCUCCUAUCAACUGCCAGAAAAAUGCACAAUCUACACAACCCUGGUUGGUUUGUUAAAUGUUAGAAACUAUAACUGUGGUGGGGAGUUUGUAGAAAUGAUGCUCCGUGAAUUGAAGCGUCUUAUUUCCACAAACCAAUUUAAAUUUGCUCAGUUUAUGAUCCAGUUUCUGAGUGAUUUGGUAAAUUGCAACGUAGUGACACCAUCAUCAUUAAUCGCAUUGUUCAACAGCUUCAUAUCAAUUACUCGCCAGGAUAGUUUACAAAGUCGAAAAGAUUGGUAUGUUUAUGCAGUGCUUGCAUCUUUGCCUUGGGUGGGCUCGGCACUGUCUGAAAAGCAUUCGAUUGAGGUUUCAACAAUAUUUGAAAACAUUCGAAUGUACAUUAUCCACAGAGAUAAAAGCCAUAGAGAGUUUCUGCGCGUGUGGUCAACAGAUGAUCCUCACCCACAGGAAGAAUAUCUUGAUUGCCUCUUUGCUCAAGUUUGCAAACUUCGGGAUGAUGGAUGGAUUGAAGAUGUAAUCAUUCGUCCUUACAGAGCAUUUCCAGUAUUGGCAAAUGCACUGCAACAUGACCUGCCUGAUUUUGUUGUGCCUCCCCACAUUGCUGAAGGCUCAGUGUAUCCAAUACCACAAGUUAUCUUCAGAAUGUUUGAUUACACAGAUUGCCCUGAAGGUCCAUUGAUUCCUGGUAACCAUGCAAUUGAAAGAUGGUUGAUUGAAGAACAGUUAAGAAGCAUUGUUCGCACCUUUAACUGUGAUAAGAAAGAAUGCGCAUCAAGACUGCUCGGGUAUCCAGGAAGAGACAAAGUUCCACUUAACCACAUGAUUGUAGAAUGUUUGAUGGGGGAUAUUUUCAGGCUACCAGAGUCUCCAUACCCACUUGUAAUGUAUGCUGCUGUUUUCAUUGAAUUGUGCAAGCUACAGCCAAGUAUGAUGCCACAGGUUCUAGCAAUUGCAUCUGACAUGAUUUAUGAAAGAUUAGACACCAUGAAUAUCACAUGUGUUGAUCGUUUCGUAAAUUGGUUUUCUCAGCACCUGAGCAAUUUCCAAUUCCGUUGGACAUGGGAGGACUGGAACGACUGUCUGUCCUGUGAUCCUGCAAGUCCAAAAGCAAAGUUUGUUAAAGAGGUUUUGGAAAAGUGCAUGAGAUUAGCUUACUAUAAGAGAAUUAGUGAUUCAGUACCACCAGAGUUUGCCCCACUGCUUUAUAAUGAGCCAAAAAUAUCAUUCAAGUAUGAUUUUAAAAGUGGGCUGAAUUUAUCACAAGAAGAGCGUGCGGCUUACACUGCCUCACAAAGAGUUAUAACAGCUAUUAAAACUAAAUGCAAAGAUGAUGAGCUAAUAAUUAUACUGGAAGAAAUCCAUCAAGAAGAAGCCAGCACUGAUGGAACCACAUUCUGUUUACCUCGGUUGGAAGUUUUUCUUCAAUCUUUGCUCUUUCUUGCCCAAAAAUCAUUCAGCCAUUCAUUCAGUGCUCUUUACAAAUUCCAUAAAGUAUUGAAGUGGGCUGGAGAUGGAGAGGAGGGGAAAAUUGCUAUACUGUCCAUCACCAAAGAUGUAUGGAAGAAUCAUCCACAAAUGAUGUUGGUACUGGUGGAUAAAAUGAUCAGAAUGCAGAUUGUGGAUUGCGCUUCAGUUGCCAAGUGGUUAUUUUCUCCCAAAAUGGCUGACGACUUCACAAGAUUGUAUGUGUGGGAAAUCAUGCAUUCAACAAUUCGUAAAAUGAACAAACAUGUGCAGAAGUUAGAGGUGGAACUUACAGAAAUGAGAGGGAAGUCCCAAAUAUCAGAGAAGAAAUCCGAGGAUGAAGAAGAUGACAUUAUGAGGACAUACAACAUAUUUGCUCCAAACCAAACUGAUCUUCAGAGGAUGCAGGAUCAACUUGAUGCAGCAAAUGGGGAGCAGAAGAAGCUCUUCCUAAUUAUCUUCCAAAGAUUUAUUAUGAUUUUAAGCGACCAUCUUGUCAGAUGUGAGAGCAACAAGACAGCCUUCAAUAGUCCUUGGUACAGAAACACAAUCCAAAGAUUGCAAGAAAUAUUUCUUCUGCACAAAGAUACAGUAAAGAAGUACAUGGCCACCAUGGAGAAUCUUCUAUUUACAAUGGAUCUUGACACCAGGAUUCUAUCUGUGUUCAAGCAGUUUGCAAGCGUUGUAAAUUGAAAAAUCUUUUGUAUAUGUCACCUGUCUUCAUGCCAUGUAGUUCAGCCUGCACAAAAUAUUUCGUAAAAUGUUUAUUUCUCCUUGUAAAUUUAUUUCUAAAGUGAAAUCGAUUUCAAACUUCCUGCUUUUUGGUUCUGCUUUUAGAUUAAUCAUUAUGAUGUGAUUGUUCUAUCAGUGCUGUAAAUACAAACAAAAUGUUAAGCCAUACAACAAGACAAAUGCUGUCAUGCAGUUUUUGUAGCUCAUAUUUUUAACUCCUUUUCCAAUUCUAUAG